This is a messenger RNA of Bactrocera oleae (olive fruit fly), 2430 nucleotides long. Its product is annotated as U3 small nucleolar RNA-associated protein 25 homolog. Gene Ontology annotation, biological process: maturation of SSU-rRNA from tricistronic rRNA transcript (SSU-rRNA, 5.8S rRNA, LSU-rRNA). The record is from RefSeq and is a predicted model, not a curated record. Gene Ontology annotation, molecular function: rRNA binding; U3 snoRNA binding. NCBI's taxonomy places the organism in Eukaryota, Metazoa, Arthropoda, Insecta, Diptera, Tephritidae. Gene Ontology annotation, cellular component: nucleolus; small-subunit processome.
GUUUUUAUAUAAAAAAAAAUAUGUAUGCAUGCGCUAGAGAGGUGUGAUGGAAAAUUUUGCUAAUUUGUUUUUAUUUUUGGUUAUUGUGAGAAAAUGAACUAUUUUUCCUUUAAGUAUCUAUCAUAUAAUUAUACGGCAACACUUCAGAACAAGCGUGCUUGAAAUAAAAACAAAAAUAGUGCACCACAUAUCCUCAGUCGAGUUUUUAUACAUUACCUAAAUUCUACAAAAUAAUUCAAAUAAUUAUUUAACAUUAUGGGAGCGAAGAAAAAACCAAAAACCGCCGAGAGUAAUGCUCACCUGAAUAAGACAACUAAAAACCUUAAAUUUAAACGCAAAGCGAGGGAAAUGAUGGAGCAACACCGGAAGCAAGCGAUGUUGGAAAAAUCGUACAGAGAGAAGGAGGAAAUCAAAAUAGAUGAAGCUGAAGGCAAAAUAUUUGAAUUCAUAAAGGAUGAGGAAGAUAAUGCCGAACAAAAUACCUUCAACGAACUUAUGGACACACUCUCCACAAAAGAACAAAGUCAUAUACUCGCCGAUGAUUCCCUUGAUGACAAUACGGAUGAUGAAUUAUCAGUUGUUUCUGAAGCAAACAAUGCCGAGGAGGUUGUAGCUGAAGAAGACGCUACAGAAGAAGUUGAGGAAUUAGAAGCAAUAGAAUCCAAUGACACGUUUGCGCUGCAUUUUGAAUUCGAUUUGCCGCUUGAAAGUGUAGAUAACUUAUGGACUGCACAAGGGGAAGUUAAGAGAAGCAUACUUACUUGGCCACAAUUGGGUACACUAAAAAUGCAAAUACCACAAUUUGAAUGUGAAGAACUUUCUAAAAGUGAACUUAAUUGGAAUACCAAUUACAAAUUACUUAGCACGGAACAUUUAAAUACAAUGAAUAUUAGGACAGCUGUACUAGACAAUUUUACAAAAGAAAUCACACCUUUGCAGUCAGAAGUUUUUCAAAUACUCAAUCGCUAUAAUGAUUUCUGUCAUCCCAAUAUGCAAAGGGACAAGUUGAAUGAAUUACGUUUAUGUUACAGUGCGCACAUUUUGAAUCAUAUGCUUAAGACUCGUAAUCGCAUACUAAAACAUAAUAUGAAAUUGGCAGCUACACCAAAUAUUGUGACCAUACCGGACAGUUAUCGAGAUCAAGGAUUGGCGCGACCCAAAGUACUUGUCAUUUUGCCAUUCAGGAAAUGUGCCUAUCAAAUUGUGACAAAUAUGGGGCGGCUAUUGUACGGAAAAAAUAUGGUGUCAAAAUUAAUGAACUUUACGCGUUUCACUGAUGAAUAUACGGGCGAUAGCUUGCGUUUUCCGCAAAACAAGCCGAAGCCAGAAGAUUACGUAGAAACAUUUAAAGGCAAUAUAGAUGACAAUUUUAAAAUUGGCAUCUCUAUAACCAAGAAGAACUUAAAACUCUACACGGAUUUCAAUGCAUCCGAUAUUAUAAUUGCAUCGCCACUAGGCCUGCGCUUGGGCAUAGCAUCAAACAGCAAAGAGGCAGGCGCCUUUGAUUUUUUAAAUUCCAUCGAACUUCUGAUAUUGGACAAGACGGAAAUGUUUUUAGCACAGAAUUGGGAAAAUCUACUGCAUGUAAUAGAUCACUUGCACCUGCAGCCACAAUCUUUAAGCAAUGUUAAUUUACAACGUGUACGCCCAUGGUGUUUGAAUGGCUUAUGCCGUUUUUAUCGACAAACAGUGGUGCUCUCGUCGCAUGAGCUACCCGAAAUACGUUCACUUUUCUUCAAUAAAUGCUUUAACUACUGUGGCAAAGUGUCUGUUUCGAAUCCGAUUCUGCAAGGUGACAUCAGCAAUGUCUUUGUUACCACACCACAAAUAUUUCAUUUAAUUGAUACUACAAGUUUGGACUCUGUUUUCGAUACACGUUUCCGUUAUUUCGUCAAAGAAAUAUUACCACGCUAUAGAAAGCCUUCGUUUGCGCAUUGUAUGAUAUAUGUACCCAGUUACUUUGAUUAUGUUCGCUUGCGUAACUAUUUGAAAGCCGAAUCUAUAAGUUUUGCACAAAUUUGUGAAUAUACCAAAAGGGAGAAGGUGGCGCGUGCGCGAGAUAUGUUCUAUCACAGCGGCGUGCACUUUUUACAAUACUCCGAACGAUAUCAUUUCUAUCAGCGUACACGUAUAAAGGGUAUACGACAUUUAAUUAUGUAUCAGCCUCCAAUGUGGCCACAGUUGUAUUCAGAGAUGGUCAAUAUGAUGAAUGAAAGCAAUCAGAAUUCGGCAGAUGGCUUAGACGAUUCGAUGAGUAUAACUGUAAUGUAUACAAAAUAUGAUCUAAUACAGUUAAAUGCAAUUCUGGGUACAGAAUCGGCUGCAGAAUUACAAAAUUCCAAUAAAACUAUACAUAGUUUUACAAUUAAAUAGCAAAUUAAUACAUAUACUAAAUUAUUGUAAAUAUAGCAAUACAAUGCGAACAAGAAA